Molecule: messenger RNA, 4264 nt
Organism: Cylas formicarius (sweet potato weevil)
Lineage: Eukaryota; Metazoa; Arthropoda; Insecta; Coleoptera; Brentidae
Gene: Eip74EF
Product: ecdysone-induced protein 74EF
Exons: 8
Coding region: 555-2021 (488 amino acids)
Biological process (GO): cell differentiation; regulation of transcription by RNA polymerase II
Cellular component (GO): nucleus
Molecular function (GO): sequence-specific DNA binding; DNA-binding transcription factor activity, RNA polymerase II-specific
Source: RefSeq, a predicted model, not a curated record
UGUCUCAAGUCCGCGUUGCGCAAAGCCAAUCCCGCUUGGAUCGCCGACCGAGAACUUUUCACCGUUAUCAUCGCGACGAUAGACACACACACAAGCUCGCGUUUUGCGUUCACGCUCGCGGGCGUCUCCGUAGCGAUUGUUUUUUUUUUCGCUCCCCUUCUUCGGGGAGGUUUACGGCCGCGGGAGGACCUGGAGCUGUCCGGUGUGACACGCGGGGUGCGCGAGCUCUGUGGACGGACGAACGGUGACGAGUGGCUUUCGGUGGUGCUGUGAUUGUAUCGCCUCGUUUGUUUUUGGAUUACAGUUUAUAUUUUGGAUAUCCGUUCGACUUUUACAUGGAUUUGGACAGGUGUGACCAAAACUGGCGUACAUGUAUUGGAGGCGGUUUGACAUACAUAGGGAUAUUUCAAGGUGUCUUUUAAAACCGCGCCGCCGCAUUAGAGAGGACGCGUAGCCCUAAGGGCCGAGCCUCGACGGCGGGCCACGCCACCCGUACGGUGGCGGGGACUCAGCAACCUCAGCAGGGGGCGAAGCACGCCGAUCGCCUACCCCCAAUGUCCACUCUGGCGAUGCCAUUCAUCGACAACGACCUACUGUGGAGUUCCGAUCAUGAUGGCAAAAUGGUCGACUUGUCUUCUUGCCUCCAGGACGCUUCCGUCGCGGUGGGCCAACAAUCGACGGCGACCAGUGGAGGCGGACUGGGUGAACUUUCGCAAUCCGACCUUAGCACGUUGGUACCGCCCAUGGGCGCGGAAGGGCCGAUGCCCGACACCGACGAUAUUUUCAAACACCUGUCCGACACGACCGCUAUCGAAAUCGAAAACAUCCUGAGCGAAUUCAACUCCACCCCCUACAUCAAACAGGAGGAAAACAACAACGUGCCGACGGAGCACGACUGCAGCGGUUCGUCUACUGCGGUUACCGUCCACAAGAGCGCGCAAACGUUAGCAGAAAUGCGGAAGUUUACGAUAGCCGCGGCGAAUCCUAUCCUGGCGGAGAAACUGUCGACACCUAGCGAGCAAAGUCUGCAUCAGCAUGGCGGUAGUGCGGACGGCCGCUCGCAGCUGGCGCUCCUGACGCCGAAAGUGGAAAAAGUCGACAAGGAGCAGAACAACUACCUCCACCAGCUGCUGUCGAGGCAACGAACGGAUCUCCAGCAUCCGUCUUUAUGCGACUAUGGCCGACGAAAGUCCCUGUACCCCACGACUACUGGUUCGUUGCCGCCGAGUCCGGCCGAUUCGGGAGUGUCCGACGUCGACAGUUCUUCGAGCGGACACGCGUCAACGGACGAGCUCAAGGCGCGUCUCCAGCCGUCGAUACAUUCGCCCGUGGCAAACUUAUUCUCGAGGCAUCCCCUGUCUUGGUCGUCGCCCGUUCACCAACGCGCGCCGAAUCACAUGUCUCAGCAGUUUUACCAGCCCUUCGCGUCGAAUCUGGACCCGUACCAAAACUACCUUCUGCAGCAGCACCACCACGCGCAGCAAACCCACCACAACAUGCACCACCACCAUCACCCGAACGCGUCGCCGUUUACGACGCCGUCGCCGCCGUCGCCGCCGCCGAUGCGACACUCGAUCCCUACGUCGGUGAUCCAGGCGGCGACCUCCAGCGUAUACGACGAUCCCUACCUGUUGGGUUUCUCGCCGCGGAAACUGAAGAAAGUGAAGAAACAAAAGAUGGGCGAACCGGGCGCGGUGAAGAGGAAGAGCAGGGAAGGUUCGACCACCUACCUCUGGGAAUUUUUGCUCAAGCUCCUCCAGGACAGGGAGUACUGUCCGAGGUACAUCAAGUGGACGAACAGGGAAAAGGGCGUGUUCAAGCUGGUCGAUUCGAAAGCGGUGUCGAGGCUGUGGGGCAUGCACAAGAACAAACCGGACAUGAACUACGAGACGAUGGGGAGAGCGUUGAGGUACUACUACCAAAGGGGCAUUUUGGCCAAGGUGGACGGACAGAGGUUGGUCUACCAGUUCGUCGAGGUGCCCAAGGACAUCGUCGAGAUCGAUUGCACGGGUGCGGCGUGAACGUCGUCGUACUCGCGUCCAGAUUCCUUCUAGGUGGGGUCCCACCCACUUGCCGAUAGUACAAGGACUCGAGGUGUGCGGGGUUUUGCAAACAACGAAGCGUACUUUUUCAUUGAUCGAGAUCUCAAUACACGGGGCGGGUAGUAGCGGGACUGAUUUUUUUUUAUUCAGCUGCAUCUGGAACGGUCGUGGUCGAGUGAGUUAUAUUUUAAGGGUUAUGGUUCUCCCGGUGCGAGUUGGACCAGCGUGCGCGCGUGGCCGCCUACCGCGGGGGUUUUAAUUAAUCGUUGAUUUUAUUGGGAGUUUUUCUUUUGCGAACCGUUGUGAAAUGUUAACGAGAAAUAUAGGCGAAUUUGUUAAAAAUGUUUCGCGACGAAGUCGGAGGAGGCGCGCAGGAAUAUAUAGAUAUAUUAUCAUCUUAAAAAAAUUAUCGAGAAUACUGAUACGAAAUGUGAUAAGAGUUAUAUUUUGCGAAGCGACUUGGAAAUUAUAAUAGGGCGUUGUCGUCUGCCGGCAGCGGGGCGUCUCGGCGGAACUUUUAAAUAUAGUUGCUGACGCGAGAAACAAAUAACUAGCGUCGAGUGGGGAUGGAUUUCUGGAAUACAGUCUUUAAAGGUUUUUCUAAUUUUUACGUUUUUAUUGACAUUUUUCCCUUCAAUUCCGAAUGCUCGAAUAGGGCCAGCAAAAAUGGGAAAUAAAGGUUGUCUAUUAUUUAUUUAUUUAGCUGAAACUACCAAAAUUAAAUACUGUAGACAAAGCAACUGAGUUCAAUUACCACUUUUAUGCUUUUUUUUUAUCGAAAUGUUUUUCUCGAAUCCGCAAAACUGGCGAAAAUAGUUCCCACGCUUGUUAAUUUUUCAAAGAAACUUCCACUGGCUUUUGGAUUCGUCCUGGCUAACGUUUCGCCAAUCAUCCUGUCGACUUCAUCAGCUCUGAAGACGCCACCGGGAUGAUUGGCGGAACGUCAGCAAGUUCGGUUCAACAACAAACUACGCAACAGAUUUGGACAAACAGAAUUUAUAUUCCUUACCAAAAUUUAAUUUUUCACACCCCCCCUAGUUAAUGUCUUCAAAUUUUACGUGAGCAAUAUGAAAAAAACUAUACAAAAAAUAUGUAAAUCAUUGUGCCUUUAUAAGUUCAUCACUACGGUUUCCACUCGAGGCGUCCCGGGCUGAUUUUUUAUACGGCCAUUGGCAUGGCGAUGUUUUUGAAGCGGUGCUUUUAUAUACAAGAAAAAAAAAAGGCAAAUGAGACUGUAAGGUGCCUAGAAUAAUAAAAAAUGAUAGGUCAAUAAGGAUAUUAGCUCUCUCGAAAUGCAUUUUUCUUCAUCUAUCUGUCCGGUUUCAUUUUUUUUUUGUUUUUCGUUUGUUUGAUCUCACAAAAAUGUACACUGGCACAAAUUUUUGUAAAUAAACCGCGCGUACUUAUUUGCGGGGCGGGCGGGGGCCGUUUUUUAAUUUUCACAUGUAAUUUAGUACGGUUAGGUGUACAUUUUGUAUAGUAUUUAUUUUAAUUUUUCGAAAUAUGUAAACCAGCGAGGGCCGGCUUUCCUUUCACGUUUGUAAAAAAAUCUUGUAACCUUCUGUGAUGUGUAUAUUUGUUUUUAGUUGUUUCGUAUAUACAUAUAUACAUUGAUCGAUACAAAAAAAAAACGUGUACCUAAAAAUGAAUGUGUCUUUUUGCGGAACCUAAAUAGCUCAGAACAGAAUCAGGUGUUUUACUCAGUGAAAAAAAUUUUUUAUACGAACCACAAAAUGAGUAACCGUUAACGUUUUCUAGGUUUAGGGAACAUAAUUUUUCGUAAGUGUAAAAGAGAAUCUAUAUAUAUAUGUGCCCAGCCGUUUUCAAUGUAAUGUUGUUCUCAUAACGUGCGUACGUGUACGUGUUACUGUUCAAAACAACGUCCAAACGAUGUGAUAUACGUGCUUGAAUGUCACCCCUUUAGAUAAUAGUUCAUUGUGGAGCCGCGGCGGCGCUGCAUGUCCGCGCGCGCAAGAAGAAAUCAAUGUCCUGUCAAAACACGCUAAACCGUAUUUAACGAAGAGAGACAAAACAAAAAUAUUCGUCGGUGAUACACAGAUGUAACAGUUUUUUUUUUUCGUUUGUAAAUAUAGAGACUAGAUUUUUAUUAUAUCGCAGCAAAAUACCUAUUUUUAGCCACUAAAAAAAGAUUCUAAUUGAUUUUUAAAAACAAUUGUAUAGUUUUAUUUAGGUUAAGAAUCAGGUACUUUUAUUAUAUAUAG